CUUGGUUCUUGAUUGUUAAAAUUCUCAAGAGCGCCCUUGGGCCUUGAGGCUUGAAGCUGCCUUGAAACUUUCAAUUGCAUCGACUGGACGUUAAUGCAGCCAUUGGAGGCGGCCUUUGGAAACGUCCAUGAGGAAGAGGAGCAGAUGAAGGCGGGCUAUCAGAGGCUGCAAUCUUCCUUCCAUGGAACCGAUCGCUUGCCCAGACUUGUUGUAAUGCAAGCCUCCUCUUCGACUUCCAAUCAAAUUGACGAGCGGUGAUCACUCUACUUCCCAAUGGAUCCCGGCGAGAAUGAAUCCCUGGAUCAACGAGCUGUCGCUGCUGCUGAGCUGGCCGAAACUGCAGAGGCUGCACCACUGUCGGUACAAGCUAGCGCGGAAAAAGAUGCGAAUGUAGCUACAUUAGGUGAAGCGCAAGAACCCGUCUCAGACACGGCAGCUGCACCUGACUCGUCAGGUCCUUGCGAAACACGCAAUUUACCAGCGAGCCUCUCCUCCAGGGGGGAAAGCAAGGCCCCUGCAAAUGAGCCCAUAGGUCAUGACCCAACGGGGCCUUCUACACCUCCUCUGGAAAGGAUCGCCUCACCUCCAUCCCAGGACCCCAGUCAAAAGGACCCCCUCAACAGUGCCCGUUUGUCUACAGAACCCCAGGCCCCAGGGGAUCAGCGCUCAGGCCCCCUGACAGAUUUUGUCCCCCCUCCUAUACCCCCCUUCAAGCAAAAGUCCUUGCCCACGGCCAAGCCCCCUUCAACCACUUACAGGGAGCGGAGCGCAAGGUUCAAGAGGAAGCGGCAAGAGAAGCAGACCGGCGCGCGAUUGCAGGCUUUUCCCUCCGGAACUGCAUACCCCUUCCACCACAGUUUCAGGGCCAUCCCAGGGGAGAAGCUGCCUAACGGCCAGUCGCCGUAUCCUGGAACCGCACCCCCCGGAGCCCCGCUUUACACCCCGUUGGUUGCCCCCCCAAAGGGAGACAUUCUGAACGCCACCGCGCUUGCACAGCUCACCGGCACCUACCUAGGGUUCCCCUGGCUUUCCAUUGCGGUUUCGGGGCCCCCAAAUCUUGGCGCGGAUUCGCAGGACGGCAGAGCGAGAAAGAGGCGCGCGAAGGGAGCGGAUCCUGAAGCCCCCAGGAUGAUGGCAGACCGCGCCCCCUCCCCUUUGCUGAGCUUUGACACCGGGCGGAAGCCCCGCUGGAAGCCCGCCCCCGCGGGCUUCACAAAGUGUGCGGCGUGUGUGUGGUCGAGGAGGGCCACCGGAUACUGCUACCUGAAACAUGGUGGCGGCAAGGAGGGCGCCAGAAAGGAGCGUGCAUCGGCGGAUGACGGGGCAUCUGAAAAAGACGCCGACGGUGAUCGGAGCAAGGGGGAUGGCGGCGGGAGGCAGGAGGGCGCUGGGGCAACUAGUGCAUUGGGAAGUGAAGGGGCAUCUGAAAAGGACGCCGACGGUGACGGGGGCGAGGGGGAUGACAGCAGGGAGCCAGCGAAGAAUGCGGACGAACGAGGGGUGUGCGAAGCUGGAGGCGCUGCUGGGGCCUCUGGACUGGCCCCUGAAAACACGAUUGCCGGAGACAAGGCUGCUCCGGACGAAGUCCCUGCCGAACCCUCGGCCAGCCUUGAUGGAAAGACAGGCGAUGAUGAUGCAACUGAAGCCCAUGCGCCGGCAGAUGCCGCGAAAGAUAGCGAAUCAGCGGAAGAGAGGGGAGACAAAGAGGCGAGAGAAGGUGGGUUUGCGGAGGGCGCCCUUGGAGAGGGGCUAGAGGCAGGAGGAACGGACGACGAUAUACAAAACGGGGACACAAGGGAGGAGCAAGUGACAGCGGAUGGUGGGGCGGGAGGUGAUGGUCAACGGGUUGGGAAGGACAGCGGGGGACGGCUUGAGACUGGAGGAGGAACUGACGUGGCAGGGAACAGCAACGCAGAGGGGAGGAAGAAAGCGCUGCAAAGUGGACGGCAGAACGGGGGAGAAGGGGCCAGGGGUGCAGAAAACGGGCAGCCAGUCACUGCCGCUGUGAGCGGGCAGUCCGGCACAGCUCCAUCUGACCCCUUGACGGCUGAGCCCCAGUCCAAGGGAUUAGAGGAGGGGAGGUCUCCCGUGCCAGCCGGCAAGACACCUGCAAAAAGUCUUCCAUCCGUAGGCUUCAGCUUUCUGACAGUCAACGAGGCCCCCCAGGGGAAGCGGAAGGAGCCGGACAGCGCAGACGAGAAAGGGCCCGGCCGCCCGAAGCCGUGCAACGCGUGCCGCAAGGUGCGCAAGGGGGGGUGCGGCACGCCGCGCGCAUACUCCGGGUGCGAAGUCUGGAAGCCGGAAGUGCGCGAGUGGCCUCGGAAGCGGGGGGAGGAACGGGAGCUGCGGCCGUGGCCGGCGCACCUCCCCCCCGAAGCGCACGCGCAGAUCCAAACGGUCGCGGCCGACCCUUUGCGCGCUGACUCGGCCGCCAGCGCCGCGUCGAGAAUACCGUACCUCUACUUCGGACGUUCGCCGAGCGGAAUAGACCCCGGAAGCGAGAACGGUCUGGGCGUCAGCCCAGCUCCCUACAGCCGCCUGACCCCCGCGUCGUACCUCUCGCGGCUCAACCAGAGCAGCGCCGUUCCGUCUGGCCCCGCCUUGGUUGACCUGUUUGCCAAACCCCCCGCGAACCUGCGGGCGCAGAUCAGCUCGGUUCCAAAGCCGGGGCCAGGCCCGCUGUCACAGCAAGUGUCGGAAAUCUUCUCCUCUCCCUACGCGGCCCUCCGCUCUCACCAGCCAAGCCCCCCUCAACUGCCCCCAAUUGCGCACCUGAUCGAUUUUCGCUCGGCUGGUUCAAAUCUUGCCGGACACGGGGUCAGGAUGCCCGUUCCGUCCGAGUAUUUUCCCCAAGCACAUGCGCCGCAAAGCGCCCCCAGCCGCUAUGCUGGCGUUCCUGUCAAAGUACUGAACCCGAACGCGCGCACGCCUGACGCCAACCCCGUCGUUCCGCUCUCGAUCCUCCCAGUCCAAAUCCAGAUCCCAGUGCUCCCCGUCUUUAGGAACCCCCCGACGGCGAGCAUCGGUGCCCAGUUGCCCGCUCCAACGCUGAGCAGCAGUAACCAACCGCUUCUAGGUAGCUUCUUGCAAGGGCGGGAGGCGUUCGCCGGGGGGCAGCCGUCAGCUGACGUCAUCAGAAUCCGGGGUGGCGGACCUCGGCCCAGGAAGCGGAAGCAAACGGACGGAAUGACGGGAGGAGCAGAGAAGAAGGCCCGGAACGUAGCUGCGAAGAAGGGGAGCGGAAAAAGAGACGGGGCUCUUGGAGAAGAAAGAAAGCACGAGGCGACCGCAGGCGGCGAGAAUGAUGCUGGGGCGAAACCAGAGGAGGCAUCGGGGAGCAAAGGAAGGGGAGCUGCCGAGGAAGGGUCUUCUGGGGUGACGCCAGAAAGAGAAGGGCUCAGGCGAAGUAGUCGGGUACGGAAAGGGAGGGAGACAGGUCAGACAGAGGAAGCGCCAAGCAAUCGACGGGAGGCACCAGGAGCAAGGGGGCGAAGCAGAAGUGCUGCCAAAGCGAGCACGGAGCGUUCAGAGGGGGCUGGGCCUAGCGGGCAGGGGGAUGCAAGUAAGAAAGAAAAAAAGGGGGGUGGUAAGGCCCGGACGAGGAAAGCGGAAUCAACUGUGGCAGGAGGCAAGAAAGCGACAUCAGAAGGUGAGGCCAAGGGCGGGGGAAGGAAAGGCCGCACUACCGGAACGAAGAGACGGAAAAAGGGGGACGGAACGGGUUCUGGUGGGAGUCGAGCUGGCGGCGUGGGAACGUCAGCCGCAAAAAAAGCGAGGGGGGGAGCCAAAGGGAAGGGCGCUUCCGGCAAGGCACCCCUGAUCGUCUUUGCGCAUGGGGCCGGAGCGGGAUCGUCCUCGCCCUUUAUGCAAAGGUGGCGGGACCUUCUUAGAGAGGCACUGGGCGCGGUGGACGUCGUCACAUUUGAUUAUCCCUAUCUGGCAAGCGGCAAGAAGGGAGCACCGCCCAAGGCCGAGAAGCUGGUCGACUUCCACAUCGCGACGAUAAAAUCGGCGCAAGAAAAGUACCCGGGCGCUCCCCUUGUGCUGAUUGGCAAAUCAAUGGGAUCCAGAGUAAGCUGCAUGAUCGGCGGUCGGGAGGACAGCGGCCUGGACGUCGCUGCCGUGGUCUGCCUGGGGUACCCUCUCAAGGGCAUGGGGAAGGGUCCGCUCCGUGAGCAGACGCUGUUGGACCUCAAGUGCCCGGUGCUCUUUGUCCAGGGCAGCAAGGACUCCAUGUGCCCGCUCGAUUCACUGGCAGACGUCCGAGAGCGUAUGUCUGCGGACAACAACUUAUACGUCGUGGAGGGCGGCGAUCACGGGCUGUCGGUCGGUGUAAAAGCGCUCGCGGCCCAGGAGCUCACUAAAGAGGAGGCCGAGUCGGCAGCGCUUGAGGCGAUUGCGACCUUCCUUAGUCCCUUGCUCUGAUGAAUCUUCCAGAUUACUUUCGCAUGAGUAGUUAGGGGGACAAGUACCUGCCAGGUGUGUCGGUCACACAUUCUUUGAUUCGCGAGCUCUAUGGUUCCUGUAGCGGCGGGACGAAGACAGAGCGAGACGAUGCAGAUUCGAUGAAAGAGGUGAGAGAGUUCAGAAGGUUGUCAGAAAGUGUGACCGGUUAGAAUCUCCUAAGGCGGCCGCCAUGUUAUUGUGCGACCCACGUCACAGGCGAUUCCAAGUUUGCUCCAAACGAUGUUAGAUUCGGAUCAACCGAAUUUGUUAC
Messenger RNA from Klebsormidium nitens, 4717 nucleotides. The record is from the annotation of a GenBank genome assembly. NCBI's taxonomy places the organism in Eukaryota, Viridiplantae, Streptophyta, Klebsormidiophyceae, Klebsormidiales, Klebsormidiaceae.